Cuscuta europaea is the source of this 1032-nucleotide messenger RNA. NCBI's taxonomy places the organism in Eukaryota, Viridiplantae, Streptophyta, Magnoliopsida, Solanales, Convolvulaceae. The record is from the annotation of a GenBank genome assembly.
GUUUCUCGUUAAAAAAAAGGACCGGACCGAGUGCCCGGGUGCAGCCCUAUUUAUCAACGUGAUUCAUUUUUCGACUGACUGGCGGGAUAAAUACGUUUCCGGGUCGUCGUCGUCUAAUACAACCCUCGAUUCUCAACUUCAGCGAGUGCUUUCUGGAUUGGCAGAUAGACAGAUGGCGGGGCUGGACGAGAACGAUAAUUUCUACCUGAGGUACUACGUCGGUCACAAAGGCAAGUUUGGGCACGAGUUCCUGGAGUUUGAGUUCCGGCCCGACGGCAAGCUCCGUUACGCCAACAACUCCAACUACAAGAACGACACCAUGAUCCGUAAGGAGGUCUUCCUCACACCCGCCGUCCUUAAAGAAUGCCGCCGAAUCGUCUCCGAAAGCGAGAUUAUGAAAGAAGAUGACAGCAACUGGCCUGAACCUGACCGUGUGGGGAGGCAGGAGCUUGAGAUUGUGUUGGAGAAUGAGCACAUAUGUUUUACCACCUCUAAGAUUGGCUCUCUAAUGGACGUGCAGACCAGUAAAGAUCCAGAAGGCCUUCGCAUAUUUUAUUAUCUUGUUCAGGAUCUGAAGUGCUUUGUGUUCUCUCUAAUCUCCCUCCACUUCAAAAUCAAACCCAUAUAAUUUGAUUCUGUUAAUGCUCUGAAAGCUGGACUGUUGUUAAGUUGUUCACUCUCAGUUCAACUGGAGUUAGAAGAAGCUAAAAAAGGGCCUGUAAUCUUGCAGUUUGAGUGGAAUUGUUCAAAGAACCUAAUUUCUUGCUCCGUAUUUAAUAGCACCUCUAGCCUGUGGUUUUGAUUUCUACCAACUUAUGUUUAGCGAAUCCAUUGAUUGCUCAGCGAAUGCUAUAGUUUCUUUGUUGGGGGUUUAAUUGAAAUUGCUUUUGCUUUUGAUAUUCAAACUGUAUGAAGAUCUUAUAAAGUGCUAUCUGUUAAGUGUUAACCUUCUAUGAAAGAUCCUUACUUGUGAAUUAUCAUCCCCAAAACUUUACAUUUUUUUAAAUGAUGACAUUAUGUGUUCGGGAUUUA